UGCUACAGACAUUUCCUCAUUUCAGUACAUACAUUGCAAAAAUAGCAAAACAGGCAUCCCUGCAUCAACAUAAACUCAGGGGUGGUAAGCGAGUCUUUCCACCCGGAUGUGUUUCAGUUAGCUCCGUAGUUUGGUGUAUUUUUUCGCGAACUGGGGAUUGUUUAGGAAAGUUUUUGAGAAAAGAUACAUCAAAUUGCUGCUAACAACUGGAUACGUCUACCACCCCUUCAUAUAACAAGUACUUACUCAAUAUUUAAAAGUUUAUGAAGGAGCUAUUACACUACGGCAAACAAACAAACAAACUCGCACUUUUUGACAGUUUGUCAGUUUGCCUGCUUUGUUUGUUUGCCUGGAUUUGUUUGUACAAGCGUCAGCCUGCAUACAUUUUGCCUUGUUUGCGAGUUUGGCAAACUGUCAAACACGAAAAAGUGCGAGUUUGUUUGUUUGUUUGCGUUAGUGUUAUGGCUCCUUAAGUAAUACCACAGAAAUGAGUUUCCGUAAAAAUCGACGAAUUGACACAACCACCGAUGAGGCCAUUAAAAUUAUCAUUGAAGCAUUUACAAAGUUUCAACAACCUUUACAAAAAAUAAAUGUUAAAUCGCACAUUUUUGAAGAAAUUUGUUCAAACUUGCAUAUGAACAAAAAACAAAAAUAUAAACAUAAACAAUGCUUACUAAUAAACCACCACAUUGAAAAGCUUUUAAAAAAUGCGGAAACAUCUGAGCAAAUAGUAGAAUGUAAGAUCCUUACAAACAAUGAUAAAGUUGUUAUAUAUAACAAUGCUGUUAAGGAUAAAUUAGUAGAAGAAGUUGACCAUAGUGUGUGUGUGAAUAAUUCAUGUGUAGAAUACGUUGAUGCAAGUGACACGAUAGAAGAAAUAAAUCAACACAGCAAUAAUGAAAUACAACACGAAAGAAACAACAAACCAGACGAAACACUUGAAGAAACAUUUCCUACAGAACCCUCGCGUAUGGACCAAGUGAAUGAAAGUGAUCACAACAAUAACAGUAAUAAUGCUUAUCCACAAUACAAUAUAAGUUUUCCUUCUUCGGAAGCUCACUAUCAAUUAGACGUAGAAUUCGUAAGUGAAAUAGACUUUAAAAGAAACAACAAAAAUAACCCAUUAAUAACACUGAAACAUAACAUUAAACAAGUGAAUGAAAGUGAAAGUAGUGGUAAAAGUGAAAAUUUCGGUAGUGAUAAAAGUGAAACUGAAAUAAGCAACCUCAAUCAUGAUGCAAGUAAUGGUUCAUUGAACCAAUACUUGCAGUACAGUGUCAGUUCUCCUUCAUCGGGAGCACAUGAUCAAAUAGAGAUGGAAUUUGAAAAUGUAAUGGACAAUGAUAGAAAAGAGAGAAGUGAAAACAUUCAAAGAAGUGGUAAAAGUGAAAAUAGAGAAGCAGACAUUAUCAAUAAACAAGUUAUGCAAGAAAUUGAUAAACAAAGUGAAGGUGAUUUGUUACAAAGUCAUAGUGAGGAUCUAGAUCAAGUAAACAUACAUGCUGAUGAGAACAAAAGCGAAACUGAGAAAAAACAACAAAGCAACAAUGAAAAAAAUAAUAGAAACAAUAGAGAUCACAAAAUAUUAGGUUGGAGGUCAGCUGACUUUACAUCGACAGGGUUAAGUUUUAUUUGGACAAGACAACAAUUUGCUCUUAUCACAAAUAACAACUUGAAAGGUCUUACCACAUAUGAUGAUUCACAUAAAAACAGAAAAGAAGCUGAAACAUUACAGAAGGCAGAGGAUAUAACUUCUUAUCAUGACUUGAUCAGAGAUGUACAUCCUACUUGUGUUAUGUACGUUCACAAAGCAAGGUAUACUCCUGGUUUAAGCAAAAUGAAAACCUGCACUAUAGAAACAGUCUGCCAAUUCCAGGAAUGUAAACGGUUUAUUUUAAGAGCCAAAUUUUUGAACAGCGGUUCUGAAGAUAUAAAAUUUGACAUUUAUGAAGACAUGAAAACAAUUAACCACCCUGUCCCGAUGGCUACACAAAUCCGAGCUAAGGAAAGAAUAAUUUGUUUGCAAAAAACGUGCAAGGUUACGCCAGUAGAUUACCAUCGGAAUGCAGUUAUGGAAUACUCAAAUGAUCCAAGAAGAGUUGAAAAUAAACUUUUGAAAGAUGCAACAACAGCAGAAACCAUAAGAAAACUAUACGAGGAUAGGAGAGCGCGAACGAGAGAAGAUAAAGACCACUUUGUUUCUCUACAAAAAAUGUCGGACAAACCUGACACAUUUAUAUGGCAUUUAUCAUAUAAACCAUUUUUAUUGAUUAUUUUAACCGAAGACAUGAUAGCAACUGUAUUACAAGCAAUUAAAUUGUAUGGUCCUUUAGACUGGUAUUUCGACGCAACUGGAUCUUAUUGGAGAGAUCCUAGAAAUUGUCACAUUAAUUCACAACUAUAUAUGUAUAGUUUGAUCACUAGAUUUGCAUCUAAUGUAAGAAAUGAAAAACUUAUGACUUUUCCAUUGGCAAUAAUAUUUACUACAGCACAUAAUACCAAAAACAUCGAAUUGUUUAUUUCAUUGAUUCUCAAUGCCAUUGAACGAAGAACCUCAAAACAUAACUACGAGAUUUUUCGGACAAUCACAACCGAUUUUGCUAUGUCAAAUUUAAAUGCGUUGACAAAAGCAUUGAACCAACUCACGAUUGUUGAAUAUUUGAACAAAUGUUAUAAUUUGAUCGAAAAGGUUGAAAAAGAAAGCUCCGUAAUAGAUAUUGUAAUAAUAAAACUCUGUUCCUCUCACUUAUCUAAACUUUUUGAGAAGGCAAUAUGGGGGUUUUUCAAAGAUAAUGAAGCUACGGGUCUUGUUGUCUCACAAAUUUUGAAGGCAUUGUAUAAUAUUCGCAAUAUUGAUGAAAUAUACAAACUAUUAAAAAAACUUUGGCAAUAUUUGCUGUCAGAAUGUGAAGAAGAGAGAAUUGCUACUUACCAAAAUCUGAAUGAAUACAAACUCAAAGUUACGGGAAAACGAUUGUAUGGACGAUCAGAACAUGUUGUAGAUAUUAGUUGUUCAGAUCAAGCUGACAUGAGUACAGAAGAACAGAGCAAACCGAAUGAUGAGAAUAAAGAAGAGUUUAACUCGGACACUAUUUACGGUAACAGUCCUUUCUACAAAAGAGCCUUUUUAGACUUUAAAUCUAUUUUGAACAAAAAAAAUCCAGAUUUUGAAUUUUUAAAUAAACCUACAUGUGACUUCAUUUUGAUGAUCAUUCGUAGGUACAUAACAUAUCUAGUCCUUUUUACGCCUACGCUAACUUUUAAACAAUAUGAUGGGUUGAGUAAAGAUGACAACGAUGCAGCUAAUCGCGCAAACAAUGGUGUGAUUGAAGCGCACCACAAAAAUACCAAGCAGGAUAUAAGAUCUAUGGAGCUUUUUGUAGGGAAACCACCUAUACGUUUGGAUGAUUAUAUAAAAUUCGUUUUCAAGAAAGAUAUUGAAGCAAAAAUAGUUUCGUUCAAAUUACAGAUUCCUAAUUCGAGAGUUACAAGAAAUUGUCGAUCAACCGAAAAGAAAAAAUCCACAACAACUCCUACUAGAAAAAGAAAGUCACGAAGUUUAGAAACAACUCCUGCGAAAGUAAAAAGAAAUUACACGCCAUCAAUAUCCAACUCUAUUAUGAUGUCUAAAAUGCGAUUGUCCGAUAUUAAAAAUACUAGAGAGACUUUUGUUAAGAGGAUUCAACCUAUUUCUCAUACUAACUUGAGCGGUACAAUUAAAAAAACCAAUAGAAAGUUGUUCUCCCCAUCAGUUAAACAUAAUUCUAACUUUAUUUCUAUUAUUCCUGAUGUGACAAAAACACCUGUUGCAGCAUCAACACCGAAAAAUGAACAAAUAAUAAAUAAAAAUAGAAUGAUUCAACAAACAACCGUUGAGAGCUUACCGAAUGACAGUACAUUGAGUGCUUUAGAAGUGAUUCCGGAGGAACAAUCAGAACAACUAGAGUUUGAAGAUGACGCUAAACUACAAGUUGCGAUAUCAACGUCACGGCAAGAACAAAAAACCAAAAAAAAUAAAUUAAUCCCAAUAACUACAGCUUCAGCAACAAGUGAAUCCCAACCCACUAGUAGUACGAUAAGCGCUUUGGAAGUUAUACCAGAACAAGUGGAUGUAUCUUCUAAAGCUAAAGAAAGUGAUCUUUACUAUUUCUCGGAUAACACUGCAGCAUGCUAUGGAAUUAGUUAUCAAGUACAACCUAAUUACUUAAUUUCGAAUGUUAAUUACUAUACAAAACCUAGACCUGAACAAUGCAAUAUAUUGAAUGUGGCAGUAAAGCAACAAACAACACUAACAUUUGAAGAAAUUUUUUGCCUGUCCAAAAAAAAUUACCAAACUAAAUUGAUCAACUUUUUGGUUGAUUUUUGUAUGCUUAUAUUUUCAUCAAUGUACAAGAAAUCAAUCUCAAUUUUAAAACUUUCUGAUAGUGACAUAAUGUUGGGAAUUCUGCGACCAUCAAGAGAUCCUGAAGUUAAUAAUUAUAGAAAAAAGCAAAUAAUUGAUAUUUUUACAGAUCAUUUUAACUGUAAUCAAGUGAUUCUUCCAUUAUUGCGUUACGAACAUUACACUUGUGUAAUAAUUGAUCAAACUGCAAAUACGUUCUGUUUAUUAGAUUCAUUACUUUUCAACAAUGAACAGCGAACUAUGAUUAAAGCAACUUCACUGAAAGAAAGUUUUAUCAACAACAUUUCAAACAUGUUAAAAGAUUGCCACGGAACCUUUGAUGCAUUUAUAGAAAAUAUGAAAUCACUGAAAUUAAUAUAUAGACAAAAUAACUAUCAAACAGAUGAUUAUAACUGUGGAGUUUAUUUACUUAAUAAUGUUGAAAUGAUCUUGCAAGCAAAAGAACCACUUUACGAUGGUUCGUUUAAUCCUACUAAGUAUCGAAAACACUUGAUAAACGUCAUCAUCACGCAUUCAGAUAAUGUGUUAAACAUUUGCCCGGGGUGCUCAGUAAUUGAAAAGUCUUUCUUUGAAAUAAACCCAUCAUCACCUAAGAGUUUGUCUAUUAACACUAGUAUAAAUGAUUGGAUAGAAUGUGUAGUUUGUAAGAGAUUUUGGCAUACAUCUUGCGCUCUUCGAAAGCAUGAUCCAAAUAAUAUGUCAUCUUUUACAUGCUUAAUGUGCCAAUGAAACCAAUGAUCAAAUGACCGUAAGUAAAAUUAGAUAAAUUUGAUAAAUAAAUCACUUUUACGAAGGAUGUACAAAAAAAGUAAUGUUUGACUAUUAUGUUAAACGAAUAUCUAUAAAAACACCAAUUCCAAUCUACUUGGAAAUAAUACAUGCAUAGAAUAUUAAUGCAAAGAACUAUGUGUAUGUUUGUGUUAAUGUUACUAUAUUAGUGCAUGUUUGUAUGUGUAGUAGAAUGUAACAAAAUGGGUCAUUUUUGCGGGCAUUUAAGGGUAUGAUCCCCUAGGUGAACUGAGCUCGAAUCCCAAAUACGAGCUUGAUAGGUUACGAUAGGACCUGGCGCUUUGACUUUAAAGUUUCGGUGCGGUGCGUUUUGGUUUUUCUAAGUUUUGAGUCCCGUUUAAAAUUCAAAGUCAAAGCGCCAGGUCCUAUCGUAACCAAUCAAGCUCAUAUUUGGGAUUCGAGCUCAGUUCACCUAGAGGAUAAUGCCCUGAAAUGCCAGGAAAUUUCACCCGUUUUUCUACAUCCUUAUGUGUAGUGUUUAGGUAUUGUGUGCGCGCGCGCGUGUGUGUGUGGUAAUGUAUUAGUGCAUGUAUGUAUAUGUAGUGUUGAGGUAUUAGUGCAUGUAUGUAUAUGUAGUGUUGAGGUAUUAGUGCAUGUGUAUAUGUCGAUAUGUUAGUGCAUGUAAUGUACAAAACAAAGAAUCAUAACGAUUGAGUCAACUCAUCUAAUAACAUUUUUAUCUAAUCACAAACCAACCCUAUUUCAAGAUACUGAAAGGGAUACAUAAAUGAUAUUCAAAAUGAUGCCAAGGCGGACAAAAAAAACCCAUACCAAAAAAUCUAACAUAUUCGUUAACGUAUAAUGUCGUAAACCGGUUUGGGUUAAAUCUGCCAGUUAUUUUUUUUUAUCAUGUAGAGCUUAUGUAUCUCUAAAGUUUCUUGAGAUGUAGUUAUGAAAUGUACUUUGGUUAAACAAAAGAAUACUGUUAGCCCAACUACAUUUUGAUUGUAUAACUGCCGGUCACAAGCCCGGAAAAGAUGAGUGACCCAAACCGAAUACACAAGAACCCCUUUUUACGCUCCUCGAUUUACGCCAAAAUCGUCGUUUACUCUCUCGAAAACCCCGAUUUGCGCUCAAAUGCCGUUCGAGUGAACAUAUAUGAAAAAUCUGUGUAACUCUUGAUUUCCUCCUAACAUCAUUCUUUUAGAACUCUUGAAUCGAACAGACGCUCAAGUCUUAAGCCUGAUCUACAUCGGGAAACUGUUGCGAUCCUACGCUGCGCCGCGAUGACAGAUGUGAAAAAAAUUCGUUCAAAAUACGCAGACUUUCCUGCGAGUAUCUACAAUGGGAUGCGUUGGUUGCUGUGAUUUCCCAUUUGGAACUGUCAACGCAGAAUUCCUGCGAAAAUUUUCCUUUAUUUCAAAAUUUAGAACAUGCGACCUGCGGUCUGCGAUUUUAGUACAGGAUCGCAGCACCGCAGCAUUGUCAUUGUAGAAGAUCAGAUUGAUUUGCAUGUGUUUAAAACUUGCGCUUGCAUCUGCGAUCCUGCGAGUUUCCUAUUGUAGACCAGGCUUUAUUAAACUCUGGACCAUAACCGUAACCUACACAUAAAAUAUGUAAACAAAUUCAUCGUAUAAUCAGAGAGAUCUGUCAGACGGUUGGUUGGUUGGCGAAUGACUGGACAUGGCGUACCAUAGGUACUUCGAGUACCGCAGGAAUAAAAUAAACCCACCAAGCGGACCAUUAGCCUCUUGUCCAGUAACUCCGAUACUCUGAGCUCCCCGCGGCGCUAGCCAGGAUACUAGUAACCAUUGGAGAGAUCGGGUAACCAACCCCGGUGGGAACUAUGGUAGUAUGCUGACAGAGAAGGGGGGCUCCAUCCUCUUCGGAGGGUGUAGCUAUGCCGAUAGGCCUCGUGAGAAAGGCCCCCGUUACGGUGACGAGAGAAAACCGGAGUUGGGUCUCGGUAGCUUCAAGGUGGCAGCCCCACCCCGAGACUAGGUAUUCGCAGCCCCAAUCCGGCUGCCUACCGAAAAUCACACCAUUACGAACAAUCAAGAAGAAAUAAGGAUCCGGAACAAACGGCAUAGACCUAGGCACGAAAAGGACACCGAUUGGAAACUCGGAACAUGGAACUGCAGAUCGCUACGUUUCGAUGGGUAUGAGUACGCUGAACGAGCUCAAACUCCGCAACUGCGAUGUUGUAGCACUGCAGGAGAUGUGCUGGCAGGGAGCGAAGAUGUGGGAGGAUGAUGCUUUGGAGCUCACCAUGUACCAGAGCGGCGGAGCCGAAAACAAGCUGAGAACCGGUUUCAUAGUGUUGGGCAAGAUGUGGAGUCGUGUGAUAGAUUGGGAGCCGAUCGACGACUGGAUGUGUAGAUUGAGGAUUAAAGGCCGUUUCUUCAACUAUCACAUCUUCAACGUACAUUGACCACACGAGGAAUCAUCCGAUGCCGAGAAGGAAGCGUUCUACGCGAAGCUGGAGUAAAAGUACGACAGCUGCCCGCAGAGGGACGUCAAGAUCGUCAUCGGAGAUAUGAACGCCCGCAUAGGAAGGGAGGAGAUGUACAAGCCGGUGAUCGGGCCGAACAGCCUGCACACCGUCACGAACGACAACACCCAGCGGUGCAUCAACAUCGCAGCCUCCCGCGGUAUCGGCAGUGCCGCUGAAGCCGCGCUAGGUAGUACGGUCCGAGUUGGAAAGCAGCGCUGGUUCGACGAGGAGUGCCAGCGGAUACUUGACGAAAAGAAAGCAGCUUAUGCGGUGAAGCUGAGAGCCGCAACUGAUGAGAACGUGGCCAGAUACAAACAAGCGCUGAAACAGCAGAGAACGGUCGUCAAACUCAAGAAGCGCCAGCUGUUUCGGCAGAAUGAGACGUGAAAGUUCUACGAGAAGGUUAUGGGCUGCGAUU
This is a messenger RNA of Culex pipiens pallens (northern house mosquito), 8043 nucleotides long. RefSeq lists its product as uncharacterized. The coding region runs from base 488 to 5131 and encodes 1547 amino acids. Lineage: Eukaryota; Metazoa; Arthropoda; Insecta; Diptera; Culicidae. The transcript is spliced from 2 exons. Gene Ontology annotation, molecular function: cysteine-type peptidase activity. Gene Ontology annotation, biological process: proteolysis. The record is from RefSeq and is a predicted model, not a curated record.